Molecule: messenger RNA, 4810 nt
Organism: Loxodonta africana (African savanna elephant)
Lineage: Eukaryota; Metazoa; Chordata; Mammalia; Proboscidea; Elephantidae
Gene: OTUD7B
Product: OTU deubiquitinase 7B
Exons: 12
Coding region: 392-2923 (843 amino acids)
Biological process (GO): protein deubiquitination involved in ubiquitin-dependent protein catabolic process; protein K48-linked deubiquitination; protein K11-linked deubiquitination
Cellular component (GO): nucleus; cytoplasm
Molecular function (GO): zinc ion binding; K63-linked polyubiquitin modification-dependent protein binding; DNA binding
Source: RefSeq, a predicted model, not a curated record
CGGAAACUGGGGCUUGUUUCCGGCCGGACGGCCGAAAGCCACCCAUCCUGAACCAGCUGCUGGAGUCGGAGUGGCAACCGAGCGUGAAGCGGGCAAAAAGCCACUCGGGGAGGCCAGUUCCAAUCAGUCUCGUUUGGCUCCAGCUUCUGGUCCUGUGCGGAGCAACAGCCGCGGUCGCCAUCUCCGCCGCUGCCUCCGCCUCCAUCGUCGUCGGGGGAGGGGCCGGCCGGACCCCGGGGUCACUGCCGAGGAAUGAAGAGAGGCGGCCGGGCCCCGCGCUCCGCCCCGGCCUAGGGCCUAGCCCCGAGCCCCGGGAGCCGCGAGGGUGGAGGCCUGAAUUUUGAUCCAUGUCCUCCCUACAUCCAGCUGCCUGAAACUACUUAAUGAUCACAUGACCCUGGACAUGGAUGCUGUCCUGUCGGAUUUUGUCCGUUCCACAGGAGCAGAGCCAGGGCUGGCCCGAGAUCUCCUGGAAGGAAAGAAUUGGGAUGUGAGAGCAGCCCUCAGUGAUUUUGAACAGCUACGUCAAGUCCAUGCCGGGAACCUGUCCCCACCCUUUAGUGAAGGGAGUGGUGGCCCCAGGACCCCUGAAAAGGGGUUUUCUGAUAGAGAAUCUACUCGUCCUCCCCGGCCCACCCUGCAGCGGCAGGAUGACAUCGUUCAAGAAAAACGCCUGUCUAGGGGCAUCUCCCACGCCAGCUCCAGCAUUGUUUCCCUGGCCCGGUCCCAUGUCUCCUCCAAUGGUGGGGGUGGGGGGAGCAAUGAGCACCCCCUGGAAAUGCCCAUCUGUGCCUUCCAGCUCCCAGAUCUCACUGUGUACAAUGAAGACUUCCGCAGCUUCAUAGAGAGAGACCUCAUUGAACAGUCCAUGCUGGUUGCCUUGGAACAGGCAGGGCGUUUGAACUGGUGGGCGAGUGUGGACCCCACCUGUCAGAGGCUGCUUCCUUUGGCAACUACUGGAGAUGGGAACUGCCUCCUGCAUGCAGCCUCCCUUGGUAUGUGGGGCUUUCAUGAUCGUGACUUGAUGCUCCGGAAAGCUUUAUAUGCACUGAUGGAGAAGGGGGUGGAGAAGGAAGCACUGAAGCGGCGCUGGAGGUGGCAGCAAACCCAACAGAAUAAAGAGUCAGGGCUGGUAUACACAGAGGACGAAUGGCAGAAAGAAUGGAAUGAGCUGAUCAAACUUGCCUCAAGUGAACCCCGCAUGCAUCUAGGCACCAAUGGAGCCAACUGUGGUGGGGUGGAGAGUUCAGAGGAGCCUGUAUACGAAAGCCUAGAGGAGUUCCAUGUCUUUGUCCUUGCCCAUGUGCUUAGGAGGCCUAUAGUCGUCGUGGCAGACACAAUGCUGAGGGACUCGGGAGGGGAAGCAUUUGCCCCCAUUCCCUUUGGGGGCAUCUAUCUGCCCUUGGAGGUCCCAGCCAACCAGUGUCAUCGCUCUCCUCUAGUGCUUGCCUACGAUCAAGCCCACUUUUCUGCGCUUGUGUCCAUGGAGCAGAAGGAGAACACCAAGGAACAAGCUGUGAUCCCACUGACAGAUGCAGAGCAUAAGCUGCUGCCCUUGCACUUUGCCGUGGACCCUGGAAAGGGCUGGGACUGGGGCAAAGAUGACAGUGACAAUGUCCGAUUGGCCAGUGUAAUUCUGUCUCUGGAGGUCAAACUGCACCUGCUGCAUAGCUACAUGAAUGUGAAGUGGAUCCCACUGUCUUCUGAUGCACAGGCUCCCCUGGCCCAGCCUGAGUCCCCCACAGCCUCAGCUGGAGAUGAGCCCCGCUCCACUCCUGAGUCUGGGGAAUCAGACAAGGAGUCAGUUGGCAGCAGUUCUACCAGCAACGAGGGCAGCAGGCGGAAGGACAAGUCAAAGCGAGAUCGGGAGAAGGACAAGAAGAGAGCAGAUUCUGUGGCUAACAAACUGGGCAGCUUUGGCAAAACCUUGGGCAGCAAGCUCAAGAAGAACAUGGGAGGCCUGAUGCACAGCAAGGGGUCUAAGCCUGGAGGGUUGGGAACGGGCUCAGGGGUAAGCAGUGGCACUGAGACACUAGAGAAGAAGAAGAAAAACUCACUGAAGAGCUGGAAGUGUGGCAAGGAGGAGGCAGCUGGGGAUGGGCCUGUGUCUGAGAAGCCCGCAUCUGAAUCUGUUGGUAAUGGAGGAAGCAAGUAUAGCCAGGAGGUGAUGCAAAGUCUGAGCAUUAUGAGGAUUGCAAUGCAAGGGGAAGGGAAGUUUAUUUUUGUUGGAACCCUGAAGAUGGGUCACCGCCACCAGUAUCAGGAGGAGAUGAUCCAGCGCUACCUUUCUGAUGCUGAGGAGAGAUUCCUGGCAGAGCAGAAGCAGAAGGAGGCAGAGAGGAAGAUCAUGAAUGGAGGAGUAGGGAGUGGGCCUCCUCCAGCCAAAAAGCCAGAGCCAGAUGGUGGGGAGGAGCUGCUGCCUGCCCCCCUAGCAGAGUCCAAGGCAAUGGCCUUCUCUACUGGCUACCCUGGGGGCUUUACUAUCCCUCGGCCUUCUGGGGGUGGAGUCCACUGCCAGGAACCCCGGAGGCAGUUGGCAGGGGGUCCAUGUGGGGGGGGCCUACCACCAUAUGCCACCUUCCCCAGACAGUGCCCUCCUGGGCGACCCUACCCACAUCAGGACAGCAACCCUUCUCUGGAGCCAGGCAGUCACUCCAAGGAUGGCGUUCACAGGGGUGCAUUGUUACCACCUCCCUUCCGUGUGGCUGACUCUUAUAGUAACGGCUACAGAGAGCCCCCUGAACCAGAUGGAUGGACUGGAGGUCCCCGGGGGCUUCCCCCAACUCAGACCAAAUGCAAACAACCGAACUGCAGCUUCUAUGGACACCCUGAAACAAACAAUUUCUGCUCCUGCUGUUAUAGGGAAGAACUGAGGAGGAGGGAACGUGAACCGGGUGGGGAACUGCUGGUGCACAGGUUCUGAAUAGGUGGAACCUGGGAGGGCAAAGGAGCUAAACAAAGAAAGUCAAACUUAACAAAUUGGCUCAUCAAGGCCCAGCCCCUAUGUUGAUGGGGCAAACACAGUAAUGUUCUGGGGGAGCCUGGCUGGAAACUUUUAAGUGUGUGUGCGCUGGAGUGCUGCCAGGCUGGUGAGAGCAGGUCAGGGCUGGAUGGUGCCUCAAGGGCUGUCCUAUUCCUUUGCAGAGCUUGACUUGAUGGGACGGAGGAGGUACAAGGGGGAAAGAUGGUGGUUCUGUCUCAUAACCCCUUGGGCUCCAUCUCAGGACCUAAGGGAAAGUACUAGGGGAAGGUUUGGUGUGUGUGGGGUGGGAGGUGGGCAUAAGUCUACAGGAGGAACAGGCAAAGGAGGUUCUCAGUCAAUAAAGAAAAAAUAGACCAAAGUUCUUUCAGGUCGGAAAACAGCACAUGGUGGUGGAUAUGGAGGGGAACUGGAAGUUCAGACAUAUUUUCUAUUGAUUUGAUGAAGGUAGAAAUCAGGGUAGGGUUUCUUCCUCCUGGAGGAUCUUGGGAGCCCUGAGGAUGCAGUGGUUAAGCGUUCGGCUGCUAGCAAAAAUGUCAGCAGUUUGAAUCCAUCAGCCUCUUCUUGGAAACCCUAUGGGGCAGUUCUGCUCUGUCCUAUAGGAUCACUAAAUGAGUCGGAAUCCACUUGACCGCAACAGGUUUGGUUUUGGCAGGGGAGGAUCUAGAAAGACAGAGCAGUAAUGUCUGCCCAUGGGUGGUUAUUAGGAGAGGGGGGUAGUUUAAAUCACAGUUUAUUGAGUUGGGAGGGGGAGGAACUGAAAAGGGGAAUCCUUUGCCUCCCAAAUUUUAUUUCCUUCUGAAAAGCCAUCUGUCAUUUAUUCUAGUUUGAGAGAUUGCUGAAUGCUGCCUAUCUUUUCCUCCUCCUUUUUGAGGGCCGAGCUCAGCUAAGUUAAGAAGGUUGUGAUUUUUUUUAAAGAUUUUAAUUUUAUAAAAAAAAAAAAAAAAAGUUCCCUCUGGGGAAGGGAAGAGAAUGAUGAGAAGACCAGCUGUUUGUGUUGAAUUUUCUCCAGGUGAAUUAGUGCAGAGGUGAUUUUUUUUUUUUUUUUUAACUACUUAGCAAUAAUCAUACAUUAAGGCUAUAAUUGUGCGUUGGGAGGGGUGGGGAAAGGACAGACAUUUGGCCAGACUGUUUGAAACAAAACCAAAAAUCUAAAUAGAGCACUACCAUCUUCUGCUGCUGCUUUUCUGUAGAAAACAACUUAUUUUAUGGGCUAAUUUUUUUUUUUUUUUUUUAAGGAAAAGAAACCAACAAAAAGACCCCAUCAAGCAAAAACAUUUUUAAAAAAAAAGGAAUUUUUUUUUUUUUUUUCCUAUUCAAGUGAUCGUUUCUCCUUCCUCUCUACUUCUGGAGAGUGACUAUAACAUCCCGGCUUCUUUUGUUAAGCCAUAGCUGACCUUAAUCUGUGGUUAGUUUAUUAAAAUAAUUAAAAAAAAAAAACUUUGUAAGAAGAGAUAUUUUUGAUAUUAGGACUGAUGUUGAAACAUGGGGUAGGGGUUAGGGACAAUUUAUAAAAAGGUAGUUAGAGAAAUAUAUUUUAGUGAACUAUAACCACAGACCACCGAUUACUCCCAAUGAGCUGAGCUGUCUUUGGAUUUCUCCCUUUCCCUGACCCAACCCUUUUCUCCAGACAGUAGGAGUAGGGAUGCGGACCCAGUAGAGGGAGUUCCUUUGCAUUUUGCACAAAGCACAAGUCUGGACAGCCUAUGCUCUGACCAGAGCCGUUCCUAAGAGCUUUAAAUCAGAGGACCUAUCCUAGGCCAAUUUUCCUUUUUCUUUAUAUUUUAUAUUUUUCUGGAAAAAAAAAAAAACAAACUAUGCAAUUGUAUA